Molecule: messenger RNA, 2422 nt
Organism: Pongo pygmaeus (Bornean orangutan)
Lineage: Eukaryota; Metazoa; Chordata; Mammalia; Primates; Hominidae
Gene: ZNF837
Product: zinc finger protein 837
Exons: 2
Coding region: 459-2309 (616 amino acids)
Biological process (GO): regulation of transcription by RNA polymerase II
Molecular function (GO): RNA polymerase II cis-regulatory region sequence-specific DNA binding; DNA-binding transcription factor activity, RNA polymerase II-specific
Source: RefSeq, a predicted model, not a curated record
CUGCGCUUGCUGUGGCUCGGGUCCCUCAGUGCCGCGGCGGCCCGGAGGUGGCGGGAGGACGGCUCCGCGCUGCAUGCGGGGCGGGGACCAGGGGACCCGUGCGGGCCGCCUCCAGAGAAUGAGGCUGCCAACCUUGAGAGCACCACCGUUACCUGGUUGAAGAGGGGAGGGGAAGUCCAGCAUUGGCCUCUGCAGCGUGGAUCUCCCGGCCAGGCUCUCAGCUGUCAGGUGAGUCUCACCUCACACCUCCCAGAAGACAUCGACAAUGGCAGUGAAUGGAGCCAGGAGGACCCGGAGUGUGGGCUUGCCACUGAGAAACUGAGGCCAGGAGUAAGUGAGAUUUUGGGGAGCUGGCAGCUGAGCAACGGGGGAGUCCCUGUUGCUUGGGGAAGGGGGACCAGGGAGGGCCUUAGCCAGGGGCACAGUGUUUUAGGAGCUAGUGUUGGGGAGGAACAGUGAUGGGGGCAGGCAGAGCCUGGGAAGCUGUUCUCUGGGGUCUGGGUGGUGACAAUUUGAAGAGGGACAGGAGGGCCUGCCUAUGUCACUCCAUUUACCCUUUCGCAUCUGCAGAGAGCUGGGGGCCGGCCAGUAGGUGCCAGCUGUGGGGUGAUCGCUCUUUGGCCCAGUUCUCCCCUUCUCUCCUCCUGGGAACUGCCAACCUCCAUUUCUUCUCUGUUCUUCCAGAUCCUACAACCAGAACUCUGCGCCCCAGGAUGGAGGCUCCAGCCCAGAAGGCUGGGCAGGGAGGAAUCCCCAAGGCCGAUGCCCAGGGUGCCUCCGGGGCCCAGGAGAAGAGGCCCGAGGAGCCAAGGCCUCUCGAAGAGGACCGAGCUGGGAGCCGCCCCACUCAAAAGGGGGACCUGCGUGGAGCGGCGGGCGGUAGGACGACUCCCCCAGGCGGGGGCUCCCAGGGCUGCAGCCUCGGGGUCAGCCCCGGCCCGGGGACCCGGCACAGCGCCGGGACCAGACCCCUCGUGCGGGAGCCGUGCGGCCCCACCUCUUCUCAGGACCCUGAGCUAGUUAUCCCCGAGGGGCUGCAGGCCCAGGAGGGCCCCUGUAGGAGCCCGGCGCGUGGCGGGGACUGCAGCAGGAACUCCUGCCUGGCGCGGCAUCGCGGGGCGCCCGCUGGGGAGACGCCACCUGUGUGUGACCCCUGUCCGGAGCGGCUCCGGAACCGCUCCUGGACUCAACUGUGUGAGGUCCACACGGACUGUUGGCCGUGCCAACCGGGGACUGGCGCUCCGACCUGCCCGAGGACCCCAAAGCCGACCUCCCGCGGGAGAAGCCCCUUGGUGGAGCAGCCCCGGGCUUGCGCUUGCGGCGAGGCCUUUGCGUGGAGGGCCGUGCGGAUCCCCCAGGAGAGGCUGCCUGCGACGGAGGACCCCCGUCCGUGUGCCCAGUGCGGGAAGCGCUUCCGCCCCAACCAGCAGCAGCAGACGGGCAAGAGCCCCCCCGUGUGUCCUGAGUGCGGCCAAACCUCGCGACCUCGCCCGAUUGUUCCCGGCCCCCCGGCCCAGCGACUGUACGCUUGCGACGAGUGCGGCAAGGCCUUCACGCGCACCUCCAGCCUGCUGCAGCACCAGCGCAUCCACACGGGCGAGCGGCCCUACGAGUGCGCCGAGUGCGGCAAGGCCUUUGUGCGCUGCUCCGGCCUGUACCGCCACCAGAAGACGCACUCGGCCGAGCGCCACCGGCGUGGCCCCGUCCUGGCCCGGCGCGCCUUCUGGCUGGGGUGCCCGCCCUGCGGGGACUGCAGCGAGCGGAGUCCCCGACGGGGGUCGGGACCCGGGGAGAAGCCGUACGAGUGCGCCGACUGCGCCAAGGCCUUCGGGCUGUUCUCGCACCUCGUGGAGCACCGGCGCGUGCACACCGGCGAGAAACCCUACGCGUGCCCCGAGUGCGGCAAGGCCUUCAACCAGCGCUCGAACCUGAGCCGGCACCAGCGCACGCACAGCAGCGCCAAGCCCUACGCGUGCCCACUGUGCGAAAAGGCCUUCAAGGGCCGCUCGGGCCUGGUGCAACACCAGCGCGCUCACACCGGCGAGCGGCCCUAUGGCUGCCCCGAGUGCGGCAAGACCUUCCGCGGCUGCUCCGAGCUGCGCCAGCACGAGCGUCUGCACUCGGGCGAGAAGCCCUACAUCUGCCGCGACUGCGGCAAGGCCUUCGUGCGCAACUGCAGCCUGGUGCGCCACCUGCGCACGCACACGGGCGAGCGGCCCUACGCGUGCGGGGAGUGCGGCCGCGCCUUCAGCCAACGCUCCAACCUCAACGAGCACCAGAAGCGGCACGCGGGCCGCGCCGCGCCUUGACUGCAGGAGCCCAGAGUCGACGCGUCGCCCAAGCGAACCCUGCGUCGAGGAGGGGCCUUUGUCCCGGAAAACCCACCAACGUUUGUAACCUUAAUUAAACUUCACUUUCUACA